AUGCCUCUGAUCAAUGAGUCACAUGAUUCUCUUCCCUACAUCGAUGCAGAGCCUACUCCUCAGGAGCGUGCCGCUGCCGAACAGCUCAUCUCCGCAGAGCUGUCGGCGGACUAUCAGUCGACCCUCCAUCCAGCGAUCCCCGCGUUGCCGGAGUCCCGAUUCUCCCCUCUCAUCGAGCAGGAGCUCGCGCGGAAGGAGGCCGGUCAGCCGCUGACGGGCGGAAUCGACCUGUCGCGCUACGAAGCUCCUGAGCCCCCCUCGGGCACGUCCACCACCGAAGAAGAGGCCACUCGCGCUCUGGCCGAGUGGCGAAAGACCUUGCAGAGAGCGUAUACGUCGAGCUCCCAUCUCUCGACGAGACACGCCAAUCUGACGCUGCUCGAAGAGAACGGCAAGAAUGCCUGGCUCAUUGCCAAUUCCCAAUUGGAGGACAUGUUACGCAGUGUAGAGAAAGAAUUGGCGGAGACCAAGCAGGCGGUGGAGAAUGUCCACAAAGAGCGAAAAAUGGCGCAGGAGGCCAGCAAAGGCGAGCUUGUGGGGUUGGAAGACACCUGGAAACGCGGAGUUGGCUCAACCCUGGAUGUGGAGGUGGCUGCGGAGGGCUUGCGGAUGCAGAUUCUGGAGCAUAGACGUCAGGUGGCACAGCAGUCCGCCCGGUAG
Messenger RNA from Rasamsonia emersonii CBS 393.64, 660 nucleotides. RefSeq names its product BCAS2 family protein. The coding region runs from base 1 to 660 and encodes 219 amino acids. The record is from RefSeq and is a predicted model, not a curated record. Gene Ontology annotation, biological process: mRNA processing. The transcript is spliced from 2 exons. Gene Ontology annotation, cellular component: Prp19 complex; catalytic step 2 spliceosome; precatalytic spliceosome. Lineage: Eukaryota; Fungi; Ascomycota; Eurotiomycetes; Eurotiales; Trichocomaceae.